CACAAUUUAUGUAAAGUCCAUCCAGGUAAAUAAUCAAACCAUCAUGACCAGACACGUGUUCAUAUACGUGUUAAAUUGCUUACAAAACAUCUAUAACAAAAGAUUAUUUCUUGUAUAGAAAGUUUCAGGCUAAAGAGUGUGCUAGUUUAUUUUAAAUGAUUACAACGAAAAUACCAUCAUAUCAAAAUGGACGAGUUGCCAGUUUCCUAUUUUGAAGUAAUUGGAAUUAGAUUUUAUAUUUUGAUAUUUGCAGCCACUCUUGUGCUUGCUAAAAUUUUUCAGAAACUUUGGAAUGAUUUGUAUCGUUCACCACCCGGUCCGUGGGGCUUUCCCAUUCUUGGACAUUUACCGCUACUUGGAAGUAAUCCAGCGAAAACAUUAAUGGACAUAUCUAGAACUUACGGUGACGUGUUUAGAAUUCGCAUGGGAAGUUGGCCAACGAUUGUUUUAAACAGCAACGAGACAAUACGUGAAGCGUUGAUGGACAAUGGAGAAGUAUUCUCAGACCGUCCUGAAUUCUACACAGGGAUAAGUUUAUAUAACAUGAAGAGUAUAGCAUUUGGAUCGUACACCCCUCGUUGGAAAAUGCACAGAAAAAUUGCAAAUUACGUUCUCAGACAAUUUGUUUCGGCUAAAAAUAACCCAACAGAGGACGUCAUUAAUAACGAGAUAGACAUGAUCAUCAAGAGCUUUCUUGAGAGAAAAGAGUCCCACUUCAGCCCCCAUGAUGACAUAUUUAUAGGAAUAGGAUGUAUAAUAUACCAGCUUUGUUUUGGGUCUGCAAGAAACUGUCGUGAGGAUAAACAAUUUUUGAAGUUCAUCGACAAUACAAAAAUAUUUGUCGAAACGGCCGGAUCGGGGAACCCUCUUGAUGUUAUGCCAUGGUUGCGAUUUGUUAUGCCCUGGAAAGCUAUACGAUUUCAGAAAGUGGUCGCAUUAAACAGAAAGGUGGUUUCUUCUGAAGUAAAUGAACAUCAGAAAUCAUAUGACAAUAAUAAUCACAGGGAUAUCACUGACGGAUUGCUUUCCGCCGCGGAACAAUACGGAAAUUCGCCGGAACUAUACAAUGGAAUUACAAAAGAGGAGAUUUUGUCAUCUUUAUCAGACUUUAUGGGUGCUGGAUUUGAGACCGUUUCAACUACGCUAGAAUGGACAAUAUUAUAUCUGUCAUACCAUAAUGCUGUACAAAGACGGGUUCAAGAGGAAAUAUACUCAGUGAUUGGUGAUAGAAAGCCGAAUCUUACUGACAAAGGAAAACUUCCGUUUACCGAAGCUACGAUAUUAGAGGUGAUCCGAUUGGCUACUGUGGUACCAAUGGCGAUUCCACAUUCAACGACUACCGACAUUGUGUUCCGAAAACACACAAUUAAAAAAGGGACUGUUGUGUUUUGCAAUACGUAUGCCACAGCUAGGGAUCCUAAACUAUGGACAAAUCCCGAGAAAUUUUCACCAGAUAGGUUUUUAGACAAUCAUAACCAAAUUAAUCAACAGAAAGCAGACGAAGUUCUAACAUUUGGUAUUGGACGCAGACGGUGUCCUGGGGAAUUUCUUGCAAAAAUGGAACUCUUUUUGUUUGUUACCAAUAUUUUUCAAAGAUUUGAAAUAGAAUUGUGUUCAGAACCUAAUUUUGAACCAAUUUUUGGAUUAACUUGCAAGCCAGUGCCUUAUGAUAUUAAAGUGACCGAAAGAUGUUAGAAUGUAUUCAUCUUUAUCCACUUUUAAUCCGUACAAAUAAUCUGUUUUAAGUAUAAGUAAAAAAUGGGAAAUACACCCACACACACACACACACAUAUAUAUAUAUAUAUAGUAUAUUAAAAUAUAUUUAGUAAAAAGGCUUUUCAUUAGAUUGCACAUGACAUUUGACACUGCAAAUGUGAGUUAAGCAAAGGAACGAGUCAUUGUGGGAAAGGAACUCGAGCGGACUUUAUAAUUUUAAGUUCGUUCUAAAUGUAACGUCGAUGUUCUUGAUAUUAAUUUGCAAAAUAUCUACACAUAAAAAAAUCUACAAUCUCUGUAGGCAUUGCUUUUGAUGAUUCUAUUAUUUUCCGACUUGUUUUGAUAAU
Messenger RNA from Mytilus trossulus (common blue mussel), 2063 nucleotides. RefSeq names its product cytochrome P450 1A1-like. The record is from RefSeq and is a predicted model, not a curated record. The coding region runs from base 187 to 1695 and encodes 502 amino acids. Gene Ontology annotation, biological process: hormone biosynthetic process; progesterone metabolic process. Lineage: Eukaryota; Metazoa; Mollusca; Bivalvia; Mytilida; Mytilidae. The transcript has a single exon. Gene Ontology annotation, molecular function: steroid 17-alpha-monooxygenase activity; iron ion binding; heme binding.